This is a messenger RNA of Bicyclus anynana (squinting bush brown), 1817 nucleotides long. RefSeq names its product luciferin 4-monooxygenase. The record is from RefSeq and is a predicted model, not a curated record. The coding region runs from base 159 to 1805 and encodes 548 amino acids. Gene Ontology annotation, biological process: fatty-acyl-CoA biosynthetic process; long-chain fatty acid metabolic process. Gene Ontology annotation, molecular function: long-chain fatty acid-CoA ligase activity. Lineage: Eukaryota; Metazoa; Arthropoda; Insecta; Lepidoptera; Nymphalidae. The transcript is spliced from 12 exons.
AACAAGUGAAUAAGUUCCUUAAUAAACCAUUGGACAACAGAUAUUACAUAUACUACGAACAGAAGUCUGCCGAUCUUUAUAGAGAUAACUAUCACAAAAGUGAACUGAUCAUAAAAGUUGAUCCAAUAUUUUAAUAAUCCGAUUUAUUUUACAGUGCAAUGGUGUCGAAACUAUCCACGGAUGCGGUACACUGGUUCAUGUCGGACCUGACGUCUCGCAUAGUAGCCCAGUCGGGGCUCCCAGCUGACAGGUUUCAUCUCGGCAAAAUUAUCCUGCAAAGCUUCAAAGACUAUCCUGACGCAGUGAUGCAGAUAGACGGAGGAACAGGCGAAUCGGAAACGAAUGGUUCUAUAAUGGAGAGAACGGUAAAAUGUGCUACAGCUUUCAGAAAUUUAGGUUUGACCACUGGUGAUGUUAUGGUGCUUAUGGCACCAAACCAUAUCGAUCUAUCUGUGCCGUUCUAUGCAGGCUUGUAUACUGGGGUCAUCAUAGCAGCCGUGGACAGGACUUUAGGAGUCAAGGAAUUGCAAGAUUCUUUUAAUGUCAGUCGACCAAAAAUCAUAUUCUGCCAAAGUGAGAAAGCUCCCGACAUACAAGUAGCUCUUAAUGAGAUAGAUUUAAAUGCUCUCAUAGUAACUUUCGACAAAGGAGAUUAUCUAUGCAACUACGCUGAUUUCGUAGCAAAAUAUGCCGACGACACUCCAAUACAAGAGUUUAAACCUACAGACUUUGACCCCUCAACAACAACCGGUUUCCUUAUAUCAACAAGUGGCACUACUGGACUGCCGAAAGCUGCUGAAGUCACACAUAAAAACUUUGUUAUUUCUAUACCAAUGUUUUGGAUACAUUUCAAUACGUUCCCGACGCCGACUCGCAUGUCGUUGGUUGGGGCACCGCUCCAGUGGCUGACUGCACUGUUCCAAUUCAUCGCAUCGCCGAUAUUCAAGUACACACGUCUGCAGACCUCCAUAGCUGUAACACCGGAACAUGCCUACUACCUCAUUAAUGAGUAUAGGCCAACGUUUACAAUACUUAGUCCAACAUUAAUGGCGACUCUUAUCAAAAAAGAGGCUCGAGAUCAAUGUGACCUCACCUGCUUUGAGAUCAUUCUGUUGGGAGGAAGUUCGGUACCUACCACCCUAGUUGAUGAUAUUAAGAGUAUCACACCAAACACAGAAGUAGUAAAUAUAUACGGCAUGAGUGAAGUGGCAGGAAUAGCCUUCAGCAACGAGUUCCCACCACCAGGUUCCUGUGGGAAGCCAAUGAAAUGCUUUGAAUAUCGUUUAAUUGACGUGGAUACCCAAGAAGAUAUUGCCGAACCAAAUACUCCAGGAGAACUUUGGCUGAAAGGGCCUUCAAUUUUCAAAGGAUAUUACGACAACGCAGAAGCAACUGAAGAAGCCUUCGUUGACGGUUGGUUCAAAACGGGAGACAUGUUCUACAGGGAUGAAAAUUGGAACUUUUUCUUUCUAGAACGAAUAAAAUUGCUGUUAAAAUAUAAGAGCUACCAGAUAUCACCAGUAGAAGUAGAGAACGUUAUAAGACAGCACCCUGGAGUACUAGAUGUAGCAGUUACUGGUAUACCGGAUGCAGAAUGCGGAGACCUGCCAAUCGCUUGUGUUGUGACACGAGACGGAUACGAUGUAUCGGUGGAUGAAAUUAAAAAUUUAGUUAAAGAUUCGCUAUCAGAUUCAAAACAGUUACGUGGUGGGGUGAUAUUUCUAAACAGUAUACCUAUGACCGCUUCUACCAAAGUGCACAGAAGACAACUUAAGGAAUUAGUGUUAAACCUAGAAAGGCAAUAAAUAUGAUGUGCA